CAAUAGACUUAUAUAAAUAACACUUCAGAAGCGUUGUACACACAUUUCCGUCUUAUGGCGACCUUAAGGGUAGACGGUUUGCUUCUCCCAGGAUUUCCACCUUUAUUGAAAGAUGCCCGAAAACGCAUUAAAGAAAUCGAAGAUUUCCCGACAAGAAAGGAAGACAUUUUGUUAUUCAAUUAUCCGAAAUCAGGGAACCAUUGGUUGAACGCGAUCAUACCUCGCCUUCUCCGGAAUAGUUUGGACUCGGACCACAAGCAGACCGACCAGAUGCUGGAGUUUGUAGAGGAUUUAGAGUCCCUCAAGUCAAUGCCCUCUCCCAGAGUGAUGACGUCACAUCUCCUCUCUCGAAAUCUUCCAAAGGAUCAUAUUGCAAAAGGCGGGAAAAUAGUUCAUAUCAUAAGAAAUCCUAAAGACGUUGCUCUAUCGGCUUUCCACCAUUACAACCAGGAUCCACACGUGACCGAGGUCCAUGGCGUCAGUAAGGACCUGUCCACAUUUCUGGACUCUUUCCUGAAAGGAGACAGUGUGUAUGGCAGCUGGUUUGAUCGAGAAAGGGAGUGGGAAGAAUUUGCAAAGAAAAAUAUGGAGAACUUUUAUGUUAUGUACUACGAGGACCUAAAACAGAAUGGAAUGGAAAGCAUGAAAAAACUGUCCACAUUCUUGGGUACAAGUACAGAUCCCAAAUUUCUACAAGCUGUUUAUGAUACCUGUUCGAUUGAAGAGGUUAAAAAGCGAUUAGAAUCCCCCUUUGAAAAGAUCUUUCACAGGAAAGGUAUUGUAGGUGACUGGAAAUCAAGCUUUACUGAUGCAGACAACAAGAAAUUUGAUCAGAUUUACAAAGAGAAAAUGAAAGAUUCUAAACUGAAAAUACGGUUCUCUUAGAAAAGAGGGCAGUGUCAAAAACACUAUGACAUGGGCUGAAAAUCCCAAAGCUGUCAUUUCAUAAAAAAGAGAUCUAGCCUUCUGGCAUUGUAAGAGUUUUUUUAGGAGGAUAACAUUUGUGUUAAUUCUUAAUCGAUGUUAACGUUAAGAAAUAAUAAGAAAGAAAUUAAACAGACGAUAAACUUUUAUCUGAAAUACAACUGAAUUCAUUUUUUUUCGUUAACAUGUUAAGAGUUACGAAACUUACUAAAUGUUGUAAAAAGCACAAUUUUUUACAGUUUCAAUAAAUUGAUUUUAGGAUUUUCAUCUUUGAACAAUUUUAUUUAUGAUAUACAAAUAUUUUCUUGUAUAAAACUUUAUUGUUUCAAUAAAAAUAAGUUCAUUGAUAUGAUUUUAGUUAAUAUCUGUAUUUAUGCAUGUAAAUUUUAAUUACAUUACAAAAACUGAUUUUUUUUUAUAAUAAUUGCAGUUUUCAUUUGAUUGUCUUUCUUUGCUCACACAACUGUAAAGACCAGUAACUCAAUCAAAGUAAUGAGAGUACUGAAAGACGAGGUCUUGAAAGUUUGAUUUGUAAUUGUCCUGGAUUUCCUCGAAUAUACUUCCAAAAAUUAUGAGUUUGAAUAAGUUGUUACAAUCUAUGUUAAUUGGGCUUUUUUUUGCAAUUCUCUAAUACUUUGUCUAAAUUUUACUCAAUCCUGGCCUUCAUAAUUGUAGAAAAUUGACACAACGGUAAAAUAUGUAAAAUAAGACCCCAAGGAAAAAUUUUAAAAAUUACUACUAACCGGGAAAAUCAAACAACUAUAUCAAAGUAGAUAAUUUUAAUCAUUAGAUUUAUUCAAUUUUUUGAUCCAAGGGAAAAUCCACAAGUCGGACGGUAUCCGUAAUAAAAGUUUUAUAAAAACCCCGAAAACUCUAAAACUGCUGAAUUAACAAAGUGAACAUUUGUAUACCGAUAACAAACACAGGCACCUGACGUUAGAAAUUUUUUUUUACAAUAAGAUUCCAAGAACUUUGACAAUAAGAAGAUUUGUCACGGUCGCCAUUUUGAUUUUUAAGACCGACUUAUCUACACGAUUUUCUUCAUUUGCGAUUCAUGCAAAAUUUAUAGGUAAAAAUAAAUCUGUUCGCCACUUACUACUUUUCUGUGUAAACUCGUGCAUCACCUACACAAAUUACGAUACAACCGUUCCUUUCAUUAAAAAUCAUACUCAGAAAACCAGAGAUUGUCAACUCCGCAAUUAACGUGUAAAUGUUACGGGACCAACCUUACUUUGAGAACUACAAGUGCAACAGCAAUCUUGUAUAAGUCAUUAAAUUUGAACCUGAUAGUGAACAUGAACCUGUAAAUAUUUUAAGCAUGUUUUAUUUAUGAAAUGUUUACAAAAACUCUUUAUUUAGUUUUUAAAUUACUUUUUUAAAACUUAUUGACUUUUCACAAAGUAAUGGUAAUGCAUUACUUUACUCAUGUAAUGGUAAUGUAAUGCAUUACUUCAAGAAAAUUAAGUUAUGGUAAUGGUAAUUUAAUGCCCUUAUUCAUGAAGUAAUGGUAAUGUAAUGCAUUAUUUUACAAUGUAAUUCACCCCAAGCCUGAUUCCAACUAAGCUGGAAAACAUGAACAUUAACAUUUAACUUGGUUCUUCAAUCGAUAAGAUUGUAUAUAUUAUAUGAUGUGUAAGUCUUCCAAAAUGUAUAAUCUAUCAUAAAUUUUGCUUACAAUGCAUUGUUUAAAAUUUAAAUACAGUUUAAUCAAAAAAAGAGCCAACGAACGACAAGGCAAAUUCA
Magallana angulata is the source of this 2667-nucleotide messenger RNA. Its product is annotated as sulfotransferase 1A1-like. The record is from RefSeq and is a predicted model, not a curated record. Gene Ontology annotation, biological process: sulfation. Gene Ontology annotation, molecular function: sulfotransferase activity. Lineage: Eukaryota; Metazoa; Mollusca; Bivalvia; Ostreida; Ostreidae. The transcript is spliced from 5 exons. Gene Ontology annotation, cellular component: cytoplasm. The coding region runs from base 55 to 885 and encodes 276 amino acids.